AUGCAUACACCAACCUCCCCCAAGAAGCCAAAGAGUGUCCCUGAGCCUGAACCCAGUGAUACGGAACCUGGGGCCGCAUCUCCCCUGCCCUCUGAGUGGACCUCAGUGAGGAUCAACCCUCAGGAGGACUUGGUUGGGCAGGAUGUGCUGGCUGUAUGUGUCAUGGUCAACUGUGAAGACAGCAGCUCUGAGACAGAGUCAGACUGUGAGGAUGAGGUCCCCUUUGCAGAACCCUAUGAGGAAAGACCCCAGCAGCUGGAACCCCCAUCCCUACCCAAGCCCCUCACCCGGCACAUCUCCCUUUGUAAGACUCUGAGCGAAGCUGUCUCUCCACGGUGCCCUGAGGAGUCCAAAGCUGUGCACGAUUUGCUGUCAGUGAACAACAAAAGAACUAUCUUGUCUCCAAAAGACACUUCUCCUUUAUUGUCUUCUUCAUCUUCCUCACCAUCUUCUUCUUCAGCCAGCAUUCCAGGCAGUGCUUCCAGUGGUUCUUCCUCACCUCAGGUAACAGAUUGCAGCCAUCCCUCAUAUGAGUCAGUAGGUCCUUUCAGUAGCUCCAGAACAAUCUUCCUGAAGCAAACCAGAGCUGAAGGAACACCCGAAGAAAUUCCCCUGUAUCUGCCUCACCAUGGAGUCCUGGAACGAGCAGAUUACUGCCUGGGGAGCCCUGGUGAUGAUGGCUGCACAAACCCCAAACCAAACAGCCCUGGAGAGAGGGCUUGUGAGGGGUAUCAGGAAGUGGAGGCCUCUUUGGGAAACACUAGAAGCAUCCACAGAGGCCCACUCUCCAUUGGAGAAAAGGACCAACAGCUCCCUCUCAAGACUGGAGGAGACAUAAGAGGCAAUAGUACUGAACCUAGAGGAGGCGAGAGAGGGACAGAAAUGGCAGAGGAGAAGUCCAGUUUAAAGAAGUUAGUCCUCACUCAGGAACAGAAGACCAACUUGCUGGAUUGGAAUAGUGAUUCCCUCUCAGGGAGCUUGCCGCUUAGCGUUGGGGAGCAACUUUCCCAGAGACGUUCUGAGAGUUGUAGAGGUGGUCGUGUCCUGAAACCUGUCUGUCCCUUGACACUUCCUCAGGCAACUAGAGAAACACUGUCUUCCUGCAAAAACUCUCAGGAGAAGGUGGGGACCCUGACUGAACAGUGUCCCGGAGAGCGAAACACAGCUCCACCCAAGUCUCCCCUGCGUCUCAUAGCAAAUGCAAUCAAAAGGUCCCUGGAGCCCCUCCUCCCCAACUCAGAAAAUGGGAAGAAGGUCUGGCCCAAGCCCAAAUCAAAGACUUUGCCCACCAGCCAACCUCACAUUUGUACUCGCUCACUCAGCCUACGGAAUACCAGUUACCAAAAAGACUGGAACCAGCAGUCCCAGGGGAGAGACAUGGCAAGCAGGGCCUCCUCCUUCUUCUCCCUGGGAACCCCCACUGCCUGGGCUGCCCAAGCCUCAGACCCUAGCCCUCCUGACCUUGCUUUCUGCACACACAGUUUGCCCAACCAUCCAUGCAAGAUCUUUCCUAAGCCUAUGUCUCCACCCUGCAGCAAAAUAGAAGACGUCCCCACACUCCUGGAGAAAGUAAGUUUGCAAGAUACCUUGCAAGAUGCUUCUAGAGUGCCACACAGAAAACUCUCACUCUUUUCCUCUCUGAGAUCCAAAGACAAAACUUUUGAGAGUUUCCUCCAAGAAUCCAGGCAACGAAUGGACUUCAUGGACCUCUUUAGCAGGCCUAAGGGGAAGGUACUGCCUGUAGACAAUGACUUUCCCAUGGAGAAGCUGGUAACACCUCUCAGGAACAAAUCCUUACAGCAAGGAUCAGUCCCACCCUUUACAGAAAGGUUCGGGUUGACACGGGCACUGAGCUGUUCGGACCACCCGCCUCUCUUGUUUGGAGGACCCAAGCACAUCCCCAUUCAAGCACAGGUGAUAGAGACGGCCUCGGCACUGUCUUCUACCUCCUCCUCCUCUGCAGAUGAAGAAUUCGAUCCCCAGCCUUCCUUGCGGUCAAAGGAGAGGAAGACAAUUCGAAGAAGAAAGAAACUGGAAAAGGCAACAAAGCAGCUAAUCAAGCAAGAAGAACUGAAAAGACUUCAUAAAGCUCAGACCAUCCAGAGGCAGCUGGAGGAGGUGGAGGAGAGACAGAGGGCUUUCGAGAUCCGGGGCGUGAGGCUGGAGAAAGCGCUGAGAGGAGAAGCAGAUUCAGGAGCACAUGAUGAAGCACAGCUUUUGCAGGAAUGGUUUAAACUGGUUCUGGAGAAGAAUAAAUUAACGCGAUAUGAGUCAGAGCUACUGAUCAAGGCUCAAGAACUUGAAUUAGAAGACCAUCAAAGCAGACUGGAGCAGAAACUAAGAGAGAAAAUGCUCAAGGAGGAGAGCCAGAAAGAUGAGAAUGACCUAAACGAGGAGCAGGAAAUAUUCACCGAGAUGAUGCAAGUGAUUGAGCAAAGGGACAAACUUGUAGACUCCUUAGAGGAACAACGCAUCAAAGAAAAAGCUGAAGACGAGCACUUUGAAAGCUUCAUAUUCUCCAGGGUCUGCCAGCUGAGCAGGACGUGA
Molecule: messenger RNA, 2547 nt
Organism: Chrysochloris asiatica (Cape golden mole)
Lineage: Eukaryota; Metazoa; Chordata; Mammalia; Afrosoricida; Chrysochloridae
Gene: MICALCL
Product: MICAL C-terminal like
Exons: 13
Coding region: 1-2547 (848 amino acids)
Source: RefSeq, a predicted model, not a curated record